GACAGCAUCGUUAUGUCAAGAGAAGGAAGACGCCUGUAAAAUGUGUGAUUUAUUUUGAAAUUUUGCCGGUUUCAAUUAACUUUCUAUUUGGAUACAUCAUCAUGAAAAAUAUAUCGGUUAAGUCGGUUGUGAAUUAAAAAGGUACAUAAAUAAUCAUUAUUUUAUUGUAAACAGAAGAAAUAUAUCAGAAUGGAAGUUGAAGAGAAUGUAGAUGAUCCGAUGGAAAUCGAAGACUCAAUCCAUGAAGCACAAAUCAUUGAAAAAUCAAAUGAAAAUCGAAUUGGCAAUGAGAACGCUUUAGAUGUAGUUGUCUUAGAUGAUGAUGAUGAUAGUAGUGAUAGAGCAGCUAACAAAAAAUCCAAUGGUGUUAUCGAAGCUGUAAUAAAUCUCGUUUCGGAUAAAAUCAGCGGAGAUUGUAUCAAUUAUUCUUGUAAAAGUGGAAAAGAACUCAUGGAUGCACCAUCUUUUUGUUUGUCCUAUUAUAGAGUAAAGAGCUCCAAUAAAAUUAAUAAAAGAGUUUGUAUUGAUUGUUAUAAAAUUGCCGUUAAGAUGUAUGACAGCUUGGUAACAGAAUUAAAAGCUGGUAAAUUAUUGUUUGAUGUUGACGUACCAAUAUUGAAUGAUAUGGUAGAAAUUGAAGAUUCUGAUGAAGAAGAAUCAGCAGAAAAAAAGACUGAAAGCUUUUUAGAUAAUGAUAAUUUUGAAUUCAUUAAAAACAAUAUUGAUGAUGUAUUACAUAAUGUUAUGGCCAAAUUCAAGCUAAAAGAUCGGGUUAAAAAGGAAGAAGAGUCACUGAAACAGAGAUUUGCAAAAACGCAAGAUGAGUGUAAGAAAUUAAGAGAAAAUUUGGAUGCUAUGAGAAAAGAAGUGGAUAAAAUACAAAUAGAUUUCUACAAUGAUUUUAGGCCUGAAGUGAAAGAUGCUCCUUUAUCUACUAUCAUCAUUGAUGAUUAUAUGCUUUCUCCUGAAACCAUUUCUAAGCAAUCUUCUCACAACACACCGCAUCCAACGUUAGAACCCUCAAGGAAGAGUAGUCGAAGAGUCAAACCAGUUUCUUAUAUGGAAAUCGAGGAUAUUGCUAAUUCUAACAGCCCCAAACCUAUAACAGCACCUUCUAGCACAAAUAAAGAGCCAGAUGUUAUUCAAAUUACUGAAGAACCAUCUGAUUUGCCCCCAUUAGGCAUUGCUAGUAGACCAUCUCUGGAAUUAGGUGAAAUAUAUUACAUAUCUCGUGAGGGCAAUGCCUCAGGUAGUUGGGUUAAAGCGAGACUGAGUAGUAUGCUUAUGCCUGGAGCUAUGCAUGAUGGACAGAAAUGCAUGACUACCCUGUAUAAGCUAACUGAACUCAAACAGCAACGAGAAAGGAUAAUUGUGGGAAAAAAUCUUGCCUAUUUCAAUGCCUGUAAAACAAGGUUGAGAGUGGGAGAACGUGUUAUAGCUGUGUUCAAGGAAACCAAUGAGGCAAAGAAAAGAUCUAAUCCCUAUUAUCCAGGAGUAGUGGCUGAACCACCCUAUGAAGCCAAUAAAUACCGUUACCUUAUAUUCUUCGACAUAGGUUACUCCCAGUAUGUACCAUAUAAUAUGGUCAACUUGGUGUAUGAGGUUAGCAAGAAAGUAUGGGAGGACAUGCCGCCUGAUUGUAGACAGUUCAUCAAGAAGCACAUAGAGAGCCAAGAUUGGCCAAUGGUAAAACUGAAGAAAGACCAGAGCAUCAUAACUGAGUACAAUGGUAAAUGGACACUUUGUACUGUAAUAAAUGUGGACUGUUCUCUGGUUCAAGUAUAUUUCGAUGAAUUGAAUCGUUUCGAAUGGAUAUAUAGAGGUUCUAGAAGAAUUAAAGAAAUAUACAGGGAAGAAUUAGCAGCACAAAAUAGAACGUUAGGUCAAAGAGCUUCCAGGAAGGGUCAAAUCGAAUCGAAGAAUAUUGUACAAUACACGCCAAAUGUAAAUUUCACCCAAAAGCAAAACUCCGAAAUGGUUGAGGAAGAACAGGCAGCAAGUACCGAGGAAACCACUCUAGAGGAAGAACAAAACCAACCAAGUGUGAGGGCUGUAGCAAGAAAAAGUACUGCCAAACCGCAAGGCCACACAUCACCUGCUGUGGUACCUUUCCUUCCACCAGUCAAUACUACCACUUUCAAUGCUACUGGACCUACAAGUAAAAUUAUGUACUUCACACCUAGAGAUCAGCAUACAAUGAAACGACCAUAUAGAUCCCAUUCUUGUUCACCGAAAUGCAAGGACUUCUUAACACACAAUUUCAGCAAAUUGCGAGGCCAAAACCCACUUUCCAAGCCUCUGUUAUGCGGCUGGGCCAGAAUGACGAUCAAAGUUCGGGGCCGUAAAGAUAUCGCUUAUAAGGCACCUUGUGGAAGGUUGCUACGAAACAUUGCUGAGAUCCAUUACUAUCUGUCCAUAACAAAAAGUGAAAUGACAGUUGAUCUUUUUGAUUUCAACCAUAUGGUGAGGUGCCUCGCAGAAUUCAGCGUCGAUUGUGAACCAGAUCCAAAAGAUUUAUCUAAGGGUCUGGAACAAGUCACCAUCCCUGUUAUAAAUGGUAUUAACAACGAAAUGUUGGACUUCUGCAAUUAUUCAACUAAGCGUGUUCCUAUGGAAGGGGUAAAAAUGAACUUGGAUCCAAACUUUUUGGUCUGUUGUGACUGUGAUGAUGAUUGUAUUGAUAAAACGAAAUGUCCUUGUUGGAAGCUGACGUUAGAAGGGGCCAGCUUUUUCGAUAAUACUAUCGAUCCUAACUCUGUUGGUUACAUCUACAGGAGGCUACAAGAUCAAGUGGUCACAGGAAUUUACGAGUGCAACUCAAGGUGCAAGUGCAAUAACACAUGCUUGAAUCGUGUGGCUCAACAUCCAAUGUCGUUAAAACUGCAAGUAUUCAGAACUCAUAAUAGAGGUUGGGGAAUUAGGUGUCUCAAUGAUGUUCCACAAGGAGCUUUUAUCUGUGUGUAUGCGGGUACUAUUCACACCGACCAGAUGGCCAACGAGGAUGGUAAAACAUAUGGUGAUGAAUAUUUCGCGGAAUUAGACUACAUUGAAUCAGUAGAAAAGUUCAAGGAAGACUAUGAAAAAGAGGUGAACUUUGAUGAGGUGGAUAGGAUUAGUGAAAAAGGACCACCUUCUCCAUCUGAAGACAUGGAAGUAGAUGAGGUUUCAUCUAGACAGACGAUAGGUAGAAGGCUUCGUUAUCAAGAUGACAAUGAAUUCAUACCUCCAGUCAAUUUGACACCUGCCCAGAUGGAAUCACGCAUACAAACUAGGCUUCGGAAGAGGAAGCCUCAUGAAAUAGAUUCAGAUAGUAAAGAUAACGAAAUUGAGAAAGAACCUAAAAAAUUCACUGCAAUUAGAACCCCAAUGAUAUCCCCUUUGCAAGUCAAAGUAGAAGCUAUGGAAACGAAUAUUGCUGAACGGUUAAAAAAUAUUGUAUCCAAGAUUGAUACCGUUACAAUAAGUGAUGAUGAAGAUGAAGUCAGAGAGGUGCUCAGUUUCAACCCCAAAAACGAGACAGAUCUGGAUGAAAAGUCGAAAUAUCUAUCAGUUAGAGAGCUCUAUGGUGUCGAUGAAAGUAUCUACAUAAUGGAUGCCAAAAAUGCUGGAAAUAUUGGAAGGUUUCUCAAUCAUUCCUGUGCCCCAAAUGUAUUUGUCCAAAAUGUCUUUGUAGACACCCAUGACCCAAGGUUUCCUUGGGUAGCUUUCUUCUCCUCACAGUUUAUUAGGGCUGGUACAGAAUUGACAUGGAACUACAGUUACGAUGUGGGAAGUGUUCCUGGUAAAAUAUUGUAUUGUCAUUGUGCUGCACUAGAAUGUAAAGGACGUUUAUUAUAAUUUCAUGAAAUACGGUUCCAGAGACAUAUCUUGAAAAACUUUGUCUUCGAAUGGAGGGUUCUAUGUUGUGUUUGUGAAACAUCGGAAUAUUUAUUUUGUCUUUGACAAUUUGAGAUUUUUAUCCACAUUCCUGAGUCCUAAGGAUUUGUUGUAAAGAUGAUUCUCGUUUAUGAUCUUAAUGAAAGAAUAAAGUGAUUUUAACGAA
Molecule: messenger RNA, 4042 nt
Organism: Harmonia axyridis
Lineage: Eukaryota; Metazoa; Arthropoda; Insecta; Coleoptera; Coccinellidae
Gene: egg
Product: histone-lysine N-methyltransferase eggless
Exons: 17
Coding region: 190-3837 (1215 amino acids)
Biological process (GO): heterochromatin organization; negative regulation of gene expression
Cellular component (GO): nucleus
Molecular function (GO): zinc ion binding; histone H3K9 methyltransferase activity; DNA binding
Source: RefSeq, a predicted model, not a curated record